Molecule: messenger RNA, 2690 nt
Organism: Lentinula edodes (shiitake mushroom)
Lineage: Eukaryota; Fungi; Basidiomycota; Agaricomycetes; Agaricales; Omphalotaceae
Exons: 3
Coding region: 231-2543 (770 amino acids)
Source: RefSeq, a predicted model, not a curated record
UGGCUUGCGAGUUAACCACUUUAACCAUCUAAUGCGUAUCCCUCUUUGUGAACCACAAGCAUGCGCAGGCUGAAGCAGAUCGACGACGUCUGGAAGGUCAUGCUUAUCUGUAUCGCAUGAUCACAUCCAAUUACGCAAGCCGCCUGCAUGCUCGCCGCACCCAAGUCGCGCGAUGAUCUCAAGUGGAUUUUGCAUCUCUCGCUCACUUACGACGAGCUUUCUCGCUUGCAAUGCCUCAGAGAAUUGCGGACGCAGCCCAUAUUGUUCCAUAUCUCACUCAUCGCAUUAGCCGUCACGAGCAGCCGACCCCUGAAAAAGGCAAGGAAAAUAAUGGUCGCAUUCGACAUACCAAGCCAAAGAAGGGCAAACCUACAAAACAGGAGAAAACUCCUACUCGAGGACGGGAGGCCAACCGCAAUCACAGCUCGAGCAUUGUUCCUCGAUCUCGUACAUCACCCUCCUGUAAUCGGCUAGAUGAAACACGACAUCAUGAGCAUUCGCAUCCUCGGGCUCAAGGUCGUUUUCAAGAAGUCAGAUAUGCGGAUGAAAUCCCGGAUUACCCACCACCCACUUUUCAAGAGGCUAUGUCUAGUCCUCCUGUAUCAGUAUGUCCUAGUACCGCAACCCUCGGUCUCUACAACGUCCCGAGUCCAGUGCAGGUCGUGCAAAAUUAUGGCUCUCCCAGAAGUCCUGAGGUAGUACGAUCUUAUGUGAACUCCGACAGCGAUUCCGAUGAAUCACUCGAGGUUAUCGAUGUUCGCAGAGAUUUCACUCAAGGCGGAGGGACAUAUCAUGACGAUGAAGAUGUUGUGCGAGACCGUGGCCGGCAUUCUUUGGAUGAUCACGACCCACCCACACCAAUUACUUCCACUCAGUCGAAACGAAGACAUAUGUCUCUUUCACCUCUUCGGCUUUUUGCGCAUAAGCCCAUAGCACUUCAAGAGCGAGCAUUGUCUGCUCAACCUGCAUCUCCUUACUCUUUUCAUCGGAAUGUUGCUCUCUUUCGGAGUACUACUUCGCUCAAAACAGUUUCCAAUGGCUCAUUCUUUCGUCUGCCGUUGUCUUCCUCAUCGUCCACGUCUCUUGUAAAAGCUGACCGGCGAGUUAUUUCGAAAGGUAAAGAGCGAUCCGCUGAGCCUUUGGAAACCUGGGAGGUUUUGGAUCCUCCUGCCAGUCUUAUGUCAGCCGUCGAAUCAUUGACAAACCCGCCCUCACCAGACUCGGGGACACCUUCUCCUGUACAAACUCGCAUCUUCACAUUUGAUUGCCAUGCUUCUUCAUCCAAUGUGGCAUGUGCGGAGUCUAAUGGUCAAGGCGUGUAUUGCAAAGGUCCCAACUUAGACUCGGCUGAUAGGUUACUAUCCAUUCCUACUAAUUUCCGUGACGAUUCUGCAUCGAUUCCUCGAAGGCCCUGUUCUCAGAAUGUACUGUCUCACCAAUACAUUUCAUCCUAUAUUCCAUCAAAUUUACACGACCGUUCUAAUACACUUGCAAGUCCAUUGCCAGGACCGGGAAUCUUGCAGAAUCCUGGCACAUCUCCGCCGAGUCCGUCCUCCGCAUCCAAAAACAUGACCUCCUCCUUGCCACUGAGUUUGCAGUCACGGGGUGCUAAACGUCUAGACCUUAACUCAGACACGGCAAACCCGCUUCAGUUGGCAUUGGAAACACCGCUGCCUCCUACUCCGAUAGAUAACAUCAUGGGAGAAGAGAGCACAAACACUCGUCUUCAAACGGUGGGCCAUCAUAUACACGCACACUUUCAAUUUGCUCCCAAUCCUAAUGAGGUGUUGUCUUCCUAUAAUGACACCAUCGCUGGAGACACGACGAAGGUCCUUCCGCGAUCUCGUGUUCAUGUCGCACCGAAUGAUAGGACUUCUGGUAGCUUGAAAGUUAUGUACGGUAUGCCCCAGGCUGCAGGAUACAACAACUCAGUUUCCAAAACCCAGAGGCCAAUUCCCAGCCCUCUACAGGUUCCAUUCCCUUCAGUCAUUUCUCCCGACCCUACAUCUACGAGCCAUAUCUACACUCAGACACCUACACGACGUCACUAUCCCGGGAGGCCUUUACCAAAAACCCCACAGCCUGUAGUAUCAGAGAUUGCUCGAAACAUGGUGGAUUCACUAUAUGCUCCAAAUCCAGAAAAUACAUCGAAUACAGACACCUGUCUCGGUCCUACUUUUCCACACGGACUCCUCAUUGAUUUCGACGAGUCGACGCCGGUUCAUUCCACGCUAAGCUCGGAAAUGAAUUCUCCAACUUCCACCGUCAGGCUAUCAACCUACGACCGGUCAACUGAUGGCGAAAGCCAUAGGCUUGCAGAUAAGUUGGCACGCACCAAUAACAAAUCCUCCGAAACUUUGAGAGCUCUCAACCCCAAAAAUACUGGUGCAUAUUCCGCACUGGAUAUUUCUCCUCUUGGGCAGGGAGAGCAGAAAAAUUUGGGCGAAUCCAGUUAUGAUUAUCAACCAGACCGUCACAUUGAUAACGCUGCAACUGCGAAUCCAUCUAUGCUGAACCUAGCAGACUUUUUUCCAUACGAAUAAUAGGCAAUACGUUGGCGAAGUAGGGCUAAAGCUUUUCAUUGGCGACAUACCUGGUGUAUUUCCGUUCUGGUCCGGAUAAAACCGACAAAGAAAGAAGUCAUCUCAUUGUAAGACGCAUGUUGAGGUAGAAUCUAAAUGAGAUGCGCA